AUGUUGAUCAAAUUAUCCGGGUUGGUCCUAUUGGCCAUAUUAAACUCUACUUCUGCAAAGGAAUGUACUUUGAAUGGCUUCAAUGCAACAGUUGGAGGACGCAUCAAACAUCUUACUCCUUUUUCCUUGCCCUGCUUCUCCAACUAUAAUGGGAAACCGGUCGCCCGUGACGAUUCUGUCUGUGCUACUAUCCAGGAGAACUACUCGGACCCAUGGAUGCGAACAAAUUCUCCUAAUGGCUACAUGAAUAACCAGGAUGAGAUGUGGGCAUCUGAUCCUAGUGACCAGUGCCUUCUCGACAGCAGUAAUCCCACUGAUCCCCUGGCAUUCGUGAACACCACUUGCCGUCAAGGCAAUCUACCCUCUCACUAUCUGGAAGUGCAGGGCGCAAAGGAUGUGAUUGAAGCUUUCAAGUUCUCAAACUGCUCCGGCAAGCAGCUCGUUAUCAAAAAUAGUGGCCAUGAUUACCUCACCCGCAGCAGUGGCCGUGAUACGCUAUCUCUUUGGACCCGAAACCUGCGAUCUAUGCACUACAGUGCAGACUUCGUUCCCUGCGGCUCCAAGAACACCGCUCACAAAUAUCAAGCUAUCACCGUCGGUGCCGGAGUCAACUUCGAUGAGGCGUACGUAUUUGCGCAGAAGAAUAACGUAACCAUUCUCGGCGGCUACUCAUCCACUGUCGGUGUCUCCGGUGGCUGGGUACAAAACGGUGGCCAUUCCAUCUUGAGCCCCGUGUACGGUCUUGGUGUUGACCGUGUUCUCGAGUUCAAGGUUGUUACCCCAGAUGGUGUGUACCGCACCGCCAAUGAAUUCCAGAACCCUGACCUCUUCUGGGCCCUCCGCGGUGGCGGUGGUGGAACCUUUGGAGUCGUCCUCGAAAGCACUCACCGUGUCGAGCCUGCUAUCCGCUUUGUCUCUGCCAACAUCAAGUUCCCCAGCAACUCCACCAACGUGCUUCCAUUUAUGGAGAUCGUCGUCAACAACACCCUCAAGUGGGGUCAGGAAGGAUGGGGCGGCCACAUCACCGGCAACACGCUUGUCAAUGUCUCUCCUUUCCUUUCCAUCAAGGAAGCCACGGCCUCUCUAGCAAGCGUGAUCGCCUACGCCGAAGCAAACGGGGGUUCCGCCAUCAUUGAAGAGUUCACCUCUUGGUACCCUUUUUACGAGAAAUACGUCAAGACCAGCUCCGUCGCUGUCGGUGUCACUCGCUUCCCCGGAAGCCGACUGAUCCCCCGCUCCAUCUUCAAGACCACUGAGGGCCGCAAAAACCUCAUGGAUUACUUUGCAACCAUUCAAUCACUGGGCCAGACCCCUUACAUCCCCGUCGUUGGACCAGUGUUGUACAACUACACCGAAGGAUCGACCAGUGCUUCUCCCGCCUGGCGUGAGGCUAUUUGGGAGUUGGGAUCUGGUGCCUCCUGGGAGUGGAACGCUACUCUUCCCACCCGGAGACAGAAGAUUGAGUCCAUUCAGAGAAUGACGGCGAUUAUUGAGGGCAUUACCCCUGGCAGUGGUGCAUACAGCAACGAAGCCAACCCGUUCACGAUUAACUGGAUCAAGGCGUGGUGGGGUGAUAACUAUGAGAAAUUGCUGAGCAUCAAGAAGAAAUAUGACCCCAUGGGUUUGUUGAGUUGCUGGAAGUGUGUUGGCUGGAAGGAGUCACAGAUUGCCGAUUCGUCCUUCGCUGGGCUUCUUUGA
Penicillium griseofulvum is the source of this 1698-nucleotide messenger RNA. Its product is annotated as putative isoamyl alcohol oxidase. The coding region runs from base 1 to 1698 and encodes 565 amino acids. The transcript has a single exon. Lineage: Eukaryota; Fungi; Ascomycota; Eurotiomycetes; Eurotiales; Aspergillaceae. The record is from RefSeq and is a predicted model, not a curated record. Gene Ontology annotation, molecular function: FAD binding; oxidoreductase activity.